UCAAAGUCCUUAGCUUUGAAGCACUUGUCUGGUGGAAGCGGGACAAGGACAGGUAAAUAGUAAAGCUGCUCAAAAUUGUAAAUGAGGUAUACGGAUAGGUUACUGGAGACCUAAGGGAUUUCCCAUAAUAGCAAGUUAUACGUCUUGUUUCCCCGCCCACAGCGGAUGUCAUUGGACAAGUGAAGAUUGCAAGUUGAAGCGAUCAAAAAAGUGAAGCAGAUUCUUUUGAAUUUCGGCGCCAUUGUUUGUUUUGCUGUCAUUGACAACAGAAACUAGUUYAUUCACCGUUACCAGAGAGUUUCAAGCAUUUAUCUUCCUGAUUACUAGGACAUUCUGKAAAGACUUCACGGCGUAUAAAAUGAUUUUCUGGAAAAUAGCCUUCACAAUAGAAGCCCUGGUUAUCAUCACAGGCAACCUUAUCGUUAUUCUUUCAUCGAUUUUUAACAGAAUUUUACGAAAAAGACGAUACCUUUUCCUACUAAACCUCUCAUUGGCUGAUCUCAUGGUUGGMAUAGUAACCAUACCAUUAUACCUUUAUAUCCUCCAUACRGGAUAUCACGGAUCUGUCAAGAAGGCUUUCGUAUUUUGUGACGUCUUCUUGGGGGUGGAGUCUUUGUUAGGAUUGUUGGCGUUGUCAUGGGAACGYCUUUACGCCAUCUGCUGUCCGAUAAAGCAUCGUACAGUCAAAAAACAAAACCUGYUAGUCCUGAUUGCUGUCACGUGGACGAUAGCAACAAUCACCGGCGUUGUCUCCGUCRCAGGACAAGAUGAUCAAUAUGUUUUCUUUUACUUCGUGCUACCUUUACUGACUCUAAUUCUCAUACUAAUUUGCAUAAGUUACGUCAUCAUCUGGYUUAAAGUCCAUGCUUCGAAUCCAGUUGGAGAGGGAGUGCAGUGUAGUCGCACUAGACACGACAGGAAGCUCGCUAUGACUCUGUUUAUUGUGACUGUUCUCUCGCUGCUUGCAUGGCUACCAUUAGAAAUACUCAAUAUUCUAAUACCUCUGUGUAGUUCCUGUAAGAAACGUUUGAACCAUAUGUUCUACCUUGCGAAGUUUCUUCAGUUUGGUAACUCUCUCAUUAAUCCAAUGAUCUACGCGCUCAGGAUGUYUGAGUUUAGAAGUGCGUUACGAAAACUGGUCCGCACUCGUAGCAUGAGUAGAAGGACAUCUAGUAAGACAUUAAGCAAAAAGAAAAGUGCUCUGGUCACCCUGUUGUGAACACCUUUACUCUGGUAGCAUGAGUAGAAAAACAUCUAGUAAGACAUUAGGCAAAAAGAAAAGUGUUCUGGUCACCCUGAGCACCUUUGUUCUCAUAGUUUGAGGAAAAGGACAUGGGAGAGCUACGUAGCAAGCAGUUGAUGUAAUGUAUUCAAUAUAUCACAGCUAAUACAAUAGAUUUUCUGAAGACAUUACAUCAAAUGAGUGCUAGUUUCUGUUUAAAAAAGUUUGAAUACCUAUGUAGUAUGUUGCUACCACUACAGCUCUCUUGGUGACAAACCUUAUUGUAAAAUUAGUAUUAAAAUCAUUAUUAAUAAACAUUCCGACUCCGA
This is a messenger RNA of Actinia tenebrosa (Australian red waratah sea anemone), 1551 nucleotides long. RefSeq names its product adenosine receptor A1-like. NCBI's taxonomy places the organism in Eukaryota, Metazoa, Cnidaria, Anthozoa, Actiniaria, Actiniidae. The record is from RefSeq and is a predicted model, not a curated record.